Bactrocera tryoni is the source of this 1199-nucleotide messenger RNA. Its product is annotated as plasminogen receptor (KT). The coding region runs from base 1 to 459 and encodes 152 amino acids. Gene Ontology annotation, cellular component: plasma membrane. Gene Ontology annotation, biological process: positive regulation of plasminogen activation. The record is from RefSeq and is a predicted model, not a curated record. The transcript is spliced from 3 exons. Lineage: Eukaryota; Metazoa; Arthropoda; Insecta; Diptera; Tephritidae.
AUGGGUUCGUCGUCGUCGCGCAAUGCUGCGUCCAACUUUCCGUCGCACGAUGAUCCAGCGUACCGGAAGUGUCAGGAGUUGAAAAUGGAACGCUGGAUACAAUUGCACUAUCAGAUAAAAGAGCGCGAAAUGGCAACUUAUAUUGCUGGCAAACGUGAGCUCUUCUAUUGGUUAAGCGCCUUCUAUAUGACCUCGAGCAUUGGUUGCUGGCAAUAUUAUCAGCACAUUCGUCGAAAAGCCGCGUUGCUACCAAUGGUUCCCUUGACCUUUGUUAUGGCCUAUUAUGCCGAUUUAGCUUACGGCAGCAAAGUACAUCGCAUUCAAGCUGAAGCCAAUAUGAUAUUAGAGCACGAGAACGAGCUGCUGCACUGGCCUGGCGGCUUGCCAACUGUAUCAUCGCUGGAUGAGGCACGUGUCGAAAAUGAAAUCGAAAAGAAAUUACAUCCACAUCCUUCAUAGGCUUAUCCAUUAACAGUUUAUCUAUGCUUUCCAUGUUAUUGAAAUCUUUACAUUUCAUAUAUUGCUCAAUGAAAUAAUUACUUUUCCAAUCAACUACAUUCAUAUGUAUUUAACCGUUUUAUAUUCACUUUUUUGAAAUUUAAACAUACAUAUUUAUGCAAUUGAAAGUUUGUGACAAUAUUCGAAUUACUUAUAAGAUUAGCCAUUUUCUAAACGUGCAUGUACUUAUAUAUGUAUAUGUAUAUACGAAUAUUUCGCAAUUAUUGAUGUGUAUAAACGAUUUUUUACUAUUCAAUAUAAUUAUAUUGUCCAUAAUAUCAUAGUAAUUUUGGAAAUGUUAAAAAGAUACUUUAAGAAAGUCGAGUUCUAACUACAUACAUUUAACGCACAUACAAUAUAUGAAAAUAACAGUAUCGAAAUGUUAUCGUAUAAUAUAUUAUAAUAAAUAAUUGUCAUAAUAUACUAUUAUACAUUUGUACGCAUGCAUGUACAUACACAAAUGUAUGCAAAGUAAUAGCAGAACUUCGUAUUCGAGGGGUUUCAAAACUAUCAUUCAACCUUAAUUCAUGUGAUUGAUCAUAGUACUUACUUACAAAUAUACUCUUAAUUACAUUUAAUGAAUUAUAAUAGUGCAAAUUCAAAAAUUACGAAAAAAUAAUAAAAAGGUGUACGAAUAAUUCUUGUUAGAAAAAUCGAUACAGCAAUUUGCUAAUAAAUAUUUAUUUCUUUAAAAUCCUUAA